AUGAACGAGCCGGCCGUCGCCCUCGUCACCACGUCUCGGAGACGAGGCAGGGCAGACCACGCCGCCAACAACGGCAUCACGCUCACGCUCACGCUCACGCUCACGCUCACGCAGCAUGUCCAGAAGCGCACGCCCAACGCCCAGCCGCUGCCGCCUCGUCACAACCUCCUCUCGCAUCCACCACGAGCCAUGAGGCUAUCCCCGUCCUUGGUAUCCUCGACGCUGGCGGCCUUUGGCGCCGCCGCCACGGCCAGCCCUCUUGCCUCCCGGGCUCAGUACCGGCUGCAGUGCGACGGCCUCAACCCGGCCACCUGCACGCCCUGGCUGCACACCUCGGAAUGCUACAGCCCGUCUACCGUGUGGUCUCCCUUCGACCUGGCCGUCUGUCUCUCUCCAGACUCGGCCCACAGCUGCUUCGAGUUUACGCGCUGCCGAGCCGCCUGCGAGUGCGUUUCCGCCUAG
Metarhizium album ARSEF 1941 is the source of this 462-nucleotide messenger RNA. RefSeq lists its product as uncharacterized. The transcript is spliced from 2 exons. The record is from RefSeq and is a predicted model, not a curated record. The coding region runs from base 1 to 462 and encodes 153 amino acids. Lineage: Eukaryota; Fungi; Ascomycota; Sordariomycetes; Hypocreales; Clavicipitaceae.